AUGGUGUUACCAUGGAGAUCAAGAGGAGGAGGUGGAGCAAAGAGACGUAACCAACUGACUUCCGGCGAUAUUUACGUCGUGGAGACCAAGAUUCCAGCUCAAUUCCGAUCAUCAUCAAGAACCGAGCGUAUUCGGUCACCGCGAGUGACGUUGACCACGCGUGAUGCUGUAGAGAUAUGUCGGAGACUUGAAAACGCGGUGGCGCGUGAAGAAAAUGCCCACUGUUUUGAGAUUGUGAGUAAAAUCAAGAACUUGGGAAGAGAAGGAGGAGAGACGACCAAGAAAUGUUUGGUCGAAAACGGCGUCGUUUCCGCGUUGUGCUCUUGUUUCGAAAGAUUCGCGUCUGAAGAACACGCGCGUCUGUUGGAGGAAGUAUUGUCUGUUAUCUCUUCUUGGUUGCCUCUGAACAGAACAGAGGGCUUCUCGAGGAUGGGAUCUACGGCUUCGCUUAACUGUCUCGUGAGUUUCUUAAACGCUACAGACGCGAAGACGAGACAAAACGCUGCGUUCUGUAUCAGAGAGGUUAUCUCGUUAGACAAGAAGUAUGCGUAUGCGUUAACGGAUAUCGAAGGAGCUUGUGAAGGACUAACAAAGAUCAUCAGAGACUCUGUUUCUACGAGCUCGACGAAAUCAUCUCUAAUGGCGAUUUACAGAGCGAUUUCGUGCGACAACGAGAUCGCUGCGAAAUUCCUGAGUUUGGGUUUGGUCGGACUGAUGACAGAGAUGAUUGUGAACAACGCGGAAAAGAGCGUCUGCGAGAGAUGUCUCGUCGUUAUAAACGUUAUAUGCGACAACGAGCAAGGCGGAGAAGAUGUUCUCAGAAACGCUUUGAUCGUUCCUCUUCUAGUGAAGAAGAUCUUACGUGUUUCGGAUCUCGCAACGCAAUGCUCAGUCUCGAUUCUUUGGAAGUUAUGGAAGAAGAAAGAUGGAGAUCGUUUGUUGGUUGAAGCUCUUCAAGUUGGUGCCUUUGAGAAACUUUUAGUGCUUUUACAAGUCGGCUGCGAAGAGAAGACCAAGGAGAGAGCGAGCGAGCUGUUGCGGAAUCUAAACCGUUGUAGAAACGAAAUCGAGAAGACGAAUUGCGUCGAUUCUUCAAUGCAUUUGAAUAAUGUGAAGAAAUCGUUUUAA
Messenger RNA from Microthlaspi erraticum, 1128 nucleotides. Lineage: Eukaryota; Viridiplantae; Streptophyta; Magnoliopsida; Brassicales; Brassicaceae. The record is from the annotation of a GenBank genome assembly.